Molecule: messenger RNA, 1997 nt
Organism: Euleptes europaea (tarantolino)
Lineage: Eukaryota; Metazoa; Chordata; Lepidosauria; Squamata; Sphaerodactylidae
Gene: XRCC1
Product: X-ray repair cross complementing 1
Exons: 17
Coding region: 36-1997 (653 amino acids)
Biological process (GO): double-strand break repair via nonhomologous end joining; single strand break repair; base-excision repair
Cellular component (GO): nucleus
Molecular function (GO): damaged DNA binding
Source: RefSeq, a predicted model, not a curated record
GCGGGUGACGGCGGGUGACAGAAAGUGGCGGGGAGAUGCCGGAGAUCGCGGUCCGACAUGUGGUCUCUGCGAGCAGCUCCGACACGACUCACUGUGCCGAGAACCUACUCAAGGCCGACACUUACCGCAAAUGGAAAGCUGCCCAGGCUGGAGAGAAGCAAGUCUCAGUCAUAUUACAGUUUGAGAAAGAGGAGCAGAUUCACAGCAUUGACAUUGGCAACGAAGGCUCUGCGUUCGUGGAAGUUCUGGUCGGCAGCUCUGCCUCCUCCAGUGAGCAGAACUAUGAGGUCCUGCUGGUCACGUCUUCCUUCAUGUCCCCUUCGGAGAGCAAGAGCGGCACCAACCUGAACAGAGUCCGAAUGUUUGGCUCCGACAAGCUGGUGAAGGCCACGGCCGAGAAGAAGUGGGACCGGGUGAAAAUUGUCUGCACUCAGCCCUACAGCAAGUCCUUGGCAUACGGCCUCUCCUUUGUGAGGUUCCACUCACCUCCCGAAAACAAUGAGAUUCAUUCCAAAGCAGCAUCCCCGAAGCUGACCAAGCUGGGCCAGUUCAAGGUGAAGGACGAGGACAGCAACUCUGCCUCCUUGAAGCCUGGCGCUCUGUUCUUCAGCCGGGCCAGCAAACCGCUGGCGUCCCCCCCAAAAGCCUUCCAGAAUAACCAGCCCUCGCCCAGCUAUGCUGCCGCCUCCCUGCAAACCAGCGUGUCCAGUACCCCCGACCCAGCACCGUCGUCUGCGGAAAAGCCCACUGCCAAAGCCCCUCCCAAGGAGCCCACCCCAGUCAAGAGGAAGUUUGAAUUCAGCAAAGAAAAUACCAGUGUCCCUUCUGCGCCCAAGAAGGCUGACCCCGACACCCCCCGCUCUGCACACCCACCCCCCAAGAAACAAAAAGCUUCUCCUUCCGCUCCGCCCCCGCAAAAGACGCCCCCUUCCAAGAAGCCCCCGCAAGCCCGGCCUGCAGAGCGCUUGGCCGAAGGGCCCUUCCAGCAUCUCCUGCAGGGGACCGUCUUCGUGCUGAGUGGCUUCCAGAACCCAUUCCGCUCGGAGCUGCGGGACAAAGCUCUGGAGAUGGGGGCCAAAUACCGGCCAGACUGGACCCCUGACAGCACCCAUCUCAUCUGUGCCUUUGCCAACACACCCAAAUACGGCCAGGUGAAAGGGCUCGGGGGCAUCAUUGUGCGCAAGGAGUGGAUUCUGGACUGCUACCGUACCCGCCGGCGCCUGCCCUGCAAGCGCUACCUGAUGGACAGCCCUGAAUCGUCCAGCAGCGAGCAAGAGGAAGACAGUGAAGAAGAGACUUCUGCCCAACACCGCCCACCCCUUCCUCAUCGGCAGAAAGCCAACCUCCCCAGCUCCAACCACAAACCCAAGGCGCCUGCACAGCCAGCUCAGAGGAAGGGGUCCUCUGGAGAGGAAGAGGAGGAGCCCAGCACAUCGCGGAACAGCAGCGUCCACAACAACUCGCGGGCACCAGAGGCUGACCCUGUGGCUUCCAGCGAUGACGGGGAGGCCUCAGGGGUUCGAGACAAUGGGGAAGAGGGGUCUGGUGACACAGACGACGAGCUGAGAAGAGUAGAAGAGGAGCACCGCAAAAAGCAGCAAGGGGGGCGGGGGCCUGAUCCGGAGCCCGAGGACGACCCGUACGGCGGCUCCACGGACGAGAACACGGACGUGGAGGAGAAGGGGGAGCAGGAUCAGCCUAUCCCCGAGCUGCCAGACUUAUUUGGGGGCAAGCAUUUCUUCCUCUACGGGGAAUUCCCUUCUCAGGAGCGGCGCCUCUUGAACCGCUACAUCACGGCUUUUAACGGGGAGGUGGAAGACUAUAUGAACGAGAGGGUGAACUACGUGAUCACGGCUCAGGAAUGGGACGACACAUUUGAGGAGGCUCUGAACGAGAACGCCAACCUCUCCUUCGUGCGCCCCCGCUGGAUCUACAAUUGCAACGAGCGGCAGAAGCUGAUCCCCCACCAGCCGUACGUUGUGGUACCGCAAGCGUAG